AUGGAUAAAAAACUAAAGCCUAUUCAGUUACGGAAGCGGAUUGCGUUGGAGAAUAUAAGUGCGCUCGAACGGUUCAAGGAACAGUUUUCUGGGGAUGAUGCAAAGCAAAUCCCAGAAGUGUUAGAAGACCUGGAAAGGUACAAGGAAGGGUUCUUCGCUGCAGUAGCAAAGCUGGAGGAGCUCGACGACAGCAAUGAAGCGAUCGAAGCAUGCAUCAUCGAGCGAAUCAACGUUGAGGAGCGGUGCAGGAAGCUGAAGGGUUUUCUGCGGGAAAGGCUUCCAAGGGACGAAAGUUCUUUGAACGAUACGUCAGGCAUGGCCUCUUCCACGCUCGCGUUUGUUUCUGUGGCAGUGCAAAACAAUAACGGUAUGGUGUUUUUGGAAACCACGUUACUGAACAUCGUGGACGAUUAUGGUGUGAGACAUGAGGCACGGGCGCUCCUCGACUCCGGCUCCAUGUCGAAUUUCAUCUCCGAGCCGCUAGCUCGGAAGCUGCUUGGGACACCUCGAAACAAGGUGAACGUGUCGGUCUCGAGCAUCGGGAACAAAGUGCAACAGGUGAAGGGUUCAAUCGUUGCAACCGUGACAUCUAGGAACCACACGCAUGCUUGUCAACUCGAGUUGCUCGUUGUUGACCCUCCAUUCUUCCAAAUUCCAACGGCACCUAUCGAUGCGUCGUCGUGGAAAAUCCCUGACUUGCCACUCGCGGAUCCUUUGUUCCAUGUGCCUGGCAAGAUCGAUGUCAUAAUUGGUGGAGACACGUAUUGGGAGCUCCAUUCUGGUAAGAAACGUUCCCUCGGCAAAGGGAAACCUUGGCUUGUAGAGACGCCAUUUGGUUGGGUCGUUGCUGGCAAUGCAUCAUCAGGCAUUUCGCAUGAUUCGCAUUUGUGCCACCUGGCUAGCAGCAGUACAUCUUCGUUGGAUUCGAUUAUGGAACGAUUCUGGGAAAUCGAGACGAUUGGCGGUGAUCCAGCAUUGUCAGCGGAAGAAGAUGCUUGCGAGAAGCAUUUCGUGUCCACUACAACAAGAGAUACAUCGGGCAGGUAUGUUGUACGUUUACCGCAGACUUCUAAUCCAAGUAUCGUUUUAGGAGCGUCCAAGGCAAUCGCGGAUCGUCGGCUCCUAGCAGUAGAACGUCGAUUGAUGUGCAACCCUACAAUGAAGGAAGAGUACACCAAAUUCAUGAAGGAGUACGAACAGCUCGGCCACAUGAAACGUCUUACCGAUCCAGUCGAUGAUUCCGGCGAGCACUACUAUCUUCCUCAUCACGCGGUGGUAAAGGAAACGAGCACAACCACAAAGGUGCGAGUAGUAUUCGAUGCAUCAUGCAAAUCGGCUUCUGGAUACUCUUUGAACGACAAACUGUUGGUUGGGCCUGUGAUUCAGGACGAUCUGUUCACAAUAAUCGUUCGAUUUCGAUCACAUGCGAUAGCACUAUCAGCAGAUGUCGAAAAAAUGUACCGCCAAAUUCGCCAUGAUGACGACGACCAAAGAUACCUUCGUAUUCGGUACAGAUACAAUCCCACUGAGCCUAUUCAAACAUUCCAAUUACAAACGGUAACCUAUGGCACCGCAUCCGCACCAUUUCUGGCAACCCGAACCUUAAAACAAAUUGCAUACGAUCAUCAAAUACAUUUUCCAAAGGCAGUGACUGCAGUUCUUCAUGAUUUCUACGUAGAUGACUUGCUAACGGGAACAGAAGACGUAGCCGAUGCAAUCGAGAUGCGAGGCCAGAUCACGGGAAUGCUUAACUCGGCAGGCUUCUCAUUAAAAAAGUUGGCAUCCAACGCACCGGAAGCACUGAAAGGUGUCCCAUCAGAAGAUUUGGCAGUUCUUCCAACACACGAAUGGCAAUAUCCACAAUCUGUAUCAACACUGGGACUCGUGUGGGAGCCAGCAGUUGACAUGCUUCGGUUCCGUAUUGAUCUGCCACCUGCAUCAACGGUUUUGACAAAGAGGCUAACUUUGUCGUAUAUUGCCCGAAUCUUCGACCCACUCGGCUUCCCACUCGGGUCCAACCAUCAUCAUUGCUAA
Molecule: messenger RNA, 2034 nt
Organism: Anopheles maculipalpis
Lineage: Eukaryota; Metazoa; Arthropoda; Insecta; Diptera; Culicidae
Exons: 2
Coding region: 1-2034 (677 amino acids)
Source: RefSeq, a predicted model, not a curated record